CGGCUCCGCCCACCCCUCCCCCACAUCUCGAUUCCCCCAUCACGUGAUCCCCGCCCCGCCGGGCGCAGGAUGGUGCCGGGAGAAAAUGGCGGAUCCCGAGGAACUGCGGAACAUGGUAUCCAGUUUUCGAGUGUCAGAACUCCAAGUGCUGCUCGGCUUUGCCGGCCGCAACAAGAGUGGACGCAAACACGACCUCCUCAUGAGAGCCCUCCACUUACUGAAGAACGGAUGCAGCCCUGCUGUUCAGAUUAAAAUCAAAGAACUGUACAGGAGAAGGUUUCCUCGGUCAUUAGAGGCAGUUCCAGGCCUCUCAUCCAUCAGAUCUAAUGUCUUCAACUUGGAUAGCAACUCGUCAGUAGAUUCUGACCUCGCUGUGGCCGGGAUCCACUCCUUACCUUCCACUUCUGUCGCCCCGCACUCCCCUGCAUCCCCUCUGGGCACAGUACUCCUACAGGACACUAAACCUCACUUUGAUCUACAGCAACUUUCCCCACCAAUCCCACCUGUCCAUCCAGACGUCCACCUCCGAAGUCUUCCUUUCUAUGAUGUGCUUGAUAUCCUCAUCAAGCCAACAAGCCUGGUUCAGAACAAUAUGCAACGCUUUCAAGAGAAAUUCUUUAUCUUUGCAUUGACCCCUCAGCAAGUGCGUGAAAUUUGCAUCUCCAGGGACUAUAUGCCAGGAGGACGGCGGGAUUAUUCAGUGCAAGUUCAAUUGAGGUUGUGUUUAGCAGAGACAAGCUGUCCUCAGGAGGAUAACUAUCCCAGCAGCCUUUGCAUUAAAGUCAACGGGAAGCUCUUUCCAUUGCCUGGCUGUGCCCCACCACCGAAAAAUGGUGUUGAGCAGAAGCGACCAGGGCGCCCACUGAACAUCACAUCUCUUGUUCGCCUGUCAUCCGCUGUCCCAAACCAAGUCUCUAUCUCUUGGGCUUCAGAGAUUGGGAAGAAUUAUUCCAUGUCUGUGUACCUGGUGCGUCAGCUGACAUCUGCAGUCUUAUUACAGAAGCUAAAGAUGAAAGGCAUCAGAAAUCCAGACCAUUCUAGGGCUCUGAUAAAAGAGAAGCUGACGGCGGAUCCAGACAGUGAGAUUGCCACCACUAGCCUGCGUGUUUCAUUGAUGUGCCCUCUUGGGAAAAUGAGACUAACGUUCCCUUGUCGGGCCGUCACCUGUAGUCAUUUGCAAUGCUUUGACGCUGCACUUUACCUGCAAAUGAAUGAAAAGAAGCCCACCUGGAUCUGUCCUGUGUGUGACAAGAAGGCCAGCUACGAGAGUCUCAUAUUAGAUGGACUCUUCAUGGAGAUUCUCAACCAGUGCUCAGAUGUAGAUGAGAUUCAGUUCCAGGAGGACGGGUCCUGGUGCCCCAUGAGACCAAAGAAAGAGCCAGUGACCGCACCAAGCUCUCAGUUCUCACACAAUGAAGGAUCUGGAGUAAUCAGCAAGAUAUACUCUGCUAAAGAGCCCACUGAGAUAAGCCCAAAGAAGAAGGCAGAAGUCAUUGACCUGACCAUCGACAGCUCCUCUGAAGACGAGGAUGAGCCAGCUCGUAAAAGGAAAUGUCUGUAUAUGCCAGACUCACAGGGGUCCCCAAUCAAAGGUGUGUUAUCUUACCAACCGUCAACAAUCCGACUUGGGAAGAUGGGAAGCAUGGAGCCAGACUCCUUACAUCAAUCCUUGCUGGAAUAUCAAGACCACUUCCACCAUCCAGCCAUCACUGGUCUCGCUGCAGAUUUACCAGGUUUUGAUUUCCUGUCUUUGGUACCAGUGGAUUCUCAGCAGUACUAUCCCCCUAUGUUUUUGGAUAGUCUCAACUCGGCUCUCCAAGCCAAGCACACUCUUGGCAAGCUGAAAACCUCGAGCAGCCACCGUGAAAGCCGCGCCGACAGCGACCUUGGAGAGAGGAACGUCCCCGGGAAACCUUUGUGAGGACCCCGGCGUAUCCAGCUCCAGAAACACGUCUAAUUUUUAUUGAUUUGUUUACAGAAAGACUUUAAGACGCUCAAGGUCCUUGAAGAAUUUUCAUUUGGUGUUUGGAGCAAGCUUUGGACCUGAGCGAUCAUUCUGCUGCAGUUUUGUUUGUUGAUCUGCGAGUUGCACAUGUUCAGUUGAUGUACAUAGGAGGUACUAAGUGAAAUCAUUGUAAAUACAUAUUUUUUUAAAUAAACCAUAAAAUCCCUGAAA
This is a messenger RNA of Bufo gargarizans (Asiatic toad), 2176 nucleotides long. RefSeq names its product protein inhibitor of activated STAT 2 (gene PIAS2). Gene Ontology annotation, molecular function: zinc ion binding; SUMO ligase activity; transcription coregulator activity. The record is from RefSeq and is a predicted model, not a curated record. The coding region runs from base 86 to 1921 and encodes 611 amino acids. Lineage: Eukaryota; Metazoa; Chordata; Amphibia; Anura; Bufonidae. Gene Ontology annotation, biological process: regulation of transcription by RNA polymerase II; protein sumoylation. The transcript has 14 exons.